GUGUGUCAGGGCAGUCUGGCUUCUACUGUGCGGAGUGAUCAAUGGGCAUGUUUGAUCAGUAAGGAGCAGCAAGGGAUUUCAGGCUUGCUAACUUUGAUGGACUAUUACAUAUAUUACUAUCUGAUUUUGGACACAUUUUGGGACUGGCAUAACCUCGCAGGUUAUUGCGAACAAGAGAGAAUUAUCCUCCUUCCUUGCCUUCUUAGUUAAAGUGUGUGUUCUGUUUUGCUAUGAUGAAGGAGAAAGUUAUUACGGUUUUGUUUGUUCUAAUCCUGGGGUGUACUGGUGUAUCUUCUAAGAAGAAUAAAAAGAACAGACAACAUGUGCCUAGUAUUGACUGUGAAAUUAAAGCUGGAAAAAUAGUCAAUCCUGAAUUCCUUGCAAGAUGUCCUCCUGGAUGUCAAGAUGGAAAGUAUCGUGUUUAUGGCACAGACAUAUACUCCUCAUUUUCCAGUAUUUGCACAGCAGCCAUUCACAGUGGUGCCAUUGAUAAUUCUGGGGGAAAAAUUCUUGUUCGGAAAGUAGCUGGACAGUCUGGAUAUAAGGGAAGCUUCUCAAAUGGGGUACGAUCGUUAUCUUUACCACGCUGGAAAGAGUCAUUUGUUGUUGCAGAAGGAAAAGGAAAGAAAGGUGUCACAUAUCCCACUGUUCUUGAAUUUGUGGAAGCUAGAGAAGUCUUACAGAGAGAGGCACCGUCCCCAGUUAUAACUACAACUCAGGCAGUCAUUACCACCACCCCUACUACAACAACUCCACAACCUACAACUCCACAGCCUACAACAACUCCAAAGCCUACAACCACCCCCACAACUACUACUACCAUACCCACAACAACUACUACUACAACAGCCAGGGCAAGACCUCCACUGGUACGGGCAAGAGAUACAGCAGCAAGUAACAUACAUCCAGCGUACCACUCAGUUGUUGCUGCUUCAUCAAGGCAAGCUGUACCAGCACCACAAGGAAGAAUUCCAAAUCAAGUUGCCAGGUCACCAGCUACUUAUGCAAGCAGUCGACAAAUAACCAGGAGCAAUCCAGGUGCCAGUAGAAUUCAGCAGAUUUUAGCUGAAAAGGCAAUUCAAGCAAAUCCAAGUGUGCAAAGACGUGACUGGCAAAGUCCUAGCCGAGGAAAUGUUCCAGUUGUGCAACGCAGACCAGUAGUUCCAGAGAGAAGCAAUGCAGCUCCAAAUACUGGACAUAUCUUAUCCUCAGACACACGCGAUAUUCAAGGUUUACAGCGACGAGACUGGCAAACUCCAAGUCGAGUACAAGUCCCAACUGUUCAGCGUAGGCCAACAGGUCCUGAUACUGGUUAUUAUGCUCCCCCUGCUGUGCCUAACUUGUCUGCAGAAACAUAUGACACUGAUGGUUCACAGAGGCGAGACUGGCAUAGAUUAAAUGUUCCCCCAGUACAGCGCAGGCCAACAGUUCCAGAAAGUAGCAACGUAGCUCCUCCUGCUGCUCCAUUCUGGCCAGUAGAAACUCGUGAUACUCAAGUUUCCAAUCCAAGGUCUAGCAUGUCAGAGUUUGACAGGUGGGUCUCCGGCUUCUCACAAAGCAAUUCCAGAAACACUGACACUGACUCAAGCUGGAAAGUUGUUGAAGAGUUACCAGAAACCAGAGUCCCAGUUGCUGUUCCAGUUCCAGUGCCAGUUCCAGUUAAACCUGAAGUUAAAGUUGAUGUAGAACCAGAUCCAUGGCGAGGGUUCUCACAAAGCGGAGGCCCUGCCAAAGAAGAAGUGAACUCAAGACUGCCAGUGGAAACAGUAGCCCUGGGAGGCAUAAACUGCAAAAUAGAUCUGGUGUUCCUCAUUGAUGGAAGCUGGAGCAUUGGUAAGAGACGUUUCCGGAUUCAGAAACUUUUCCUUAGCCAGAUGGCAGAUGCUCUGGAUGUUGGAAUUUCUGGACCUCUCAUGGGCAUUGUACAAUAUGGGGAUGACCCAUCUACAGAAUUCAGCCUUCGAUCAUACUUCAACUCUAAAGACCUGAAAAAUGCCAUUGAAAAAAUUCCACAAAAAGGAGGAUAUUCUAAUGUUGGAAAUGCUCUAUCCUAUGUGAACAAGAAUUACUUUUCUGAUGCCAGUGGGAAUAGAGGAGGAGCUCCAAAUGUGGCUGUAGUUCUAGUUGAUGGAUGGCCAACAGAUAAAGUGGAAGAAGCUUCUCGUCUUGCUCGGGAAUCAGGAAUAAAUAUUUUCUUUGUGACAAUAGAAGGUGCAGAUGACAAUGAGAAGUCUAGUGUUGUGGAACCAAACUUUGUAGAAAAGGCUGUUUGCAGAACCAAUGGUCAUUUUUCCAUCAAUGUUCCCAGUUGGUUUGGCCUCCAUAAAAUUGUGAACCCACUGGUGAAGCGCAUGUGUGACAUUGAUAAGUUAGGCUGUAGCAAAACUUGUCUAAAUGCUGCUGAUAUUGGGUUCAUCAUUGAUGGGUCCAGUAGUGUCGGUACAGGAAACUUCCGCACAGUUCUGCAGUUCAUCGCUAACAUAACAAGCGAGUUUGAGAUUUCGGAUACAGACACAAGAAUCGGAGCUGUACAGUAUACAUAUGAACAGAGACUGGAGUUUGGUUUUGACAAGUAUAGUACGAAGCAAGAUGUUGUUAAUGCCAUAAUGAGGAUCGGCUACUGGAGUGGAGGCACAAGUACAGGAGCAGCCAUCACAUAUGCUAGUGAACAGCUUUUUAGCAAAUCAAAGCCAAACAAGAGGAAGAUCAUGAUUGUAAUCACUGAUGGCCGCUCUUAUGAUGAUGUUCGGGCCCCAGCUGCAGCUGCACAUCGAAAUGGGGUCAUCGCAUAUGCUGUUGGCAUCGCAUGGGCAGCCCAAGAUGAACUGGAAUCCAUUGCUACCGAUCCAGAUAAAGAACAUUCAUUCUUUGUGGAUGAAUUUGACAGUCUCUAUAAGUUUGUGGGAAAAAUUAUCCAGAAUAUUUGUACAGAGUAUAACUCUCAACCAAGAAAUUAACGCAUGCGUUGGUUAAAGUUAUGUCAUACUGCUUGCAUAAAAUGCUUGCUGGCAUUGAACAGAAAAAAAACAUCUACAAUGAAUUAUGUAUUAAUUUAGAGAGGUCUGCCUUUGACUACAGAUAUUCUUGUGUCCUGAUUCUUCAUCCAUGACACGCUUAUAUUUUCUUUCCACCUGUAAGUUGCGGCCUCAAGCCACACUUAAGGUGUGAAAAUAACUGAAAAUAUGUUCAUCAAGUUAGACAUUCAUAAGGCAAAUCUUGGAAUAUUCAAUAUACUCUGGUUAUGAAGUCAGCCGGUAUUAACUGACCUAAUGGCCUGCUUAGCAUGCUAAAAUAACACUUUAUUAAAAACGGGUCACAGGAAGUAUUGUUAUAAAACAUUGACAUCUAUGGUAGUUUUUUUACAGGCUCAGAAAUAAACAGUGUCCAAAUAUAACUUUAUUGUAAGUAAAUGGCAAAAUUGUAUUAUUUAAUACUGCCCUCUAGUGUCAAGUUUCUAAUAUGCAGCAUAAGCACCAAUAGCAAAAAAACUAUCCCAAAACGUCAUAUCUUUUAAAGGCAAAGAUAUAUUAAAUCAAUAUUUCUUCUUCCUCUUUUUGAUGGUUUCUUCAUUGUUAGUGGGUUCACACUGCGAAUAAUUUUGUAACUAAAGAAGAAAACAUUGAUCAUUUGGUGCAGGAGCUAUUUUCUGCUCUUCCAUAUGUGAUGAUUUUGUAGUUGACUACAAAGUGAUCUAACUGCACAGUGCCAUUAAUUUUGGUCCUCAUAGGGUCACAUGACACAGUUCUAAAAAGUUGUAUAGACUAAGCAGAACUGUAUAAAAAGCACAUUAAAUCUGUGUUCUAGAGGGGGAAAGUCAUGAAAAUCAAUAUGACAAAUCAGAGAGAGGUUUUGAGUCUCUUGCAAUUAUUUUGUAUAUUUUAAUUAGAAAAAAGUAUUUACUUAAGAAAAAACUAUAUAUUUCAAUAUACAGUUUGUACAGUUUUAAUAAUCUAUUUUCAUUAUAUUAUAUAGCAUUUAUACACACAGCUAAAGGUGUUUCAGUGCCUUAUGUACUGUCCCUUUACUGUUAUAAUUGUUUUGUAUAUAAGAAAACUUUUUUACUACUUCAGAUCUGAUGCAAAGGAAGUGCUGAGUUUUACAACACAAUCAAUGUUUGUGAUGUAUGCAUUAUGAAACAAAUAUUUUACUGUCACUUUCCGAAGGUAAAUAUUUUGUGGGAGAAUAUCAUCCAAACUGUUUCUAUCACAUUAUCAAGUAGUUUCAAAUAAAUAAAGAGCUACAAUAUCACUGUGUUAUUGCUGGAAUAAAACAUCCUAUUCUG
Nanorana parkeri is the source of this 4282-nucleotide messenger RNA. It is a transcript of the gene VIT, whose product is annotated as vitrin. The record is from RefSeq and is a predicted model, not a curated record. Gene Ontology annotation, biological process: positive regulation of cell-substrate adhesion; extracellular matrix organization. NCBI's taxonomy places the organism in Eukaryota, Metazoa, Chordata, Amphibia, Anura, Dicroglossidae. The transcript has 26 exons. The coding region runs from base 231 to 2957 and encodes 908 amino acids.